This is a messenger RNA of Schistocerca serialis cubense, 474 nucleotides long. RefSeq lists its product as uncharacterized. The transcript has a single exon. The record is from RefSeq and is a predicted model, not a curated record. Bases 1 to 474 code for a protein of 157 amino acids. NCBI's taxonomy places the organism in Eukaryota, Metazoa, Arthropoda, Insecta, Orthoptera, Acrididae.
AUGUGGCGGGAGACUAUGUACAGAAUGAACACUGGGAAAAAGGGCUUACAUGAGAAAUCGAAUGGUAAUGGGUUAAUGGUAAUUAAUUGUGAAACUGAUCAAGAUUUAAUAAUGAGCUCAAUAGCACUCCACCACAAGAAUAUUCAGAAGGGGAUUUGGAAAUCACCAGACUGGAAAAAUAUAGACCAAUCUGACUUCUUGUUAGCAGGCAUGAAUCAUAAGAAGAGCAUAGAAGGUGUAAGCUCAUACAGAGGAGCAGGUGGGGACACAGAUCAUUUUCUACUCGUUGGGAAGGCCAAACUAAAAAUGUUAUUCUGCAGCAAACAAAUGAGCGACCGCAACACGCCAUUGGAGCUAGAUAAACUGUAUCGGUCUGAGAUAGCUCGACGAUACCAUAUGGCUGCGAGGAAUAGGUCCGAGACACUUAUAGCGACGGAACAGAGUGACGAAGAGGUGGCUGUUGAUGUGAUGUAG